CUACAAUUGAGUUCCAUAAGUCUGCAUUGAACUCGUGAUAGAUGUGUGGUAUUACAUGAGGCUAGCUGUUGAGAGGGCUUUCAUAAUACACUUACUACGCGCGUCUGAGUCAACGCACGCAGGCCCGGAGUCCUUGGUCGCAAAUUAUAGUUAUUGGGUGGUGCACAUUGACAAUUUCUGUGGCCCACUUCAUCCUCUCCAAUGCAAAAAUAGGAGAGUCGGCGUAACGGUGUCUUCGUUUCCGCUCCAAAGGCAGGUUAAUAUGGAAGCGAUCAUCGUUGGAGGAGAGAAUACGGCGGUCUUGAUGUCUGCAAAAUUUGAUGCGUCGUAGUUUGGGAGGAACUGACAGUGAUGAAGCUGUUGAUACUCGCGAGAAAGUAUUCCAGGACCGGCAUCUCUAAACAUGCAUGGUUACUUGUAGUGCGAAAAAGAUGAGAUGCGUCAGGAAAUGUGUACCCUGGCCUUAGCAAGGACGUCGGGUGCCGGUGCACGUACGUGAAGUAUUGCAUAUGUAAAUCUCGUCAGAUUCGGAACGUCGAAGGAAUCAAGAGCCAUA
Messenger RNA from Suillus subalutaceus, 556 nucleotides. RefSeq lists its product as uncharacterized. The transcript is spliced from 2 exons. The record is from RefSeq and is a predicted model, not a curated record. NCBI's taxonomy places the organism in Eukaryota, Fungi, Basidiomycota, Agaricomycetes, Boletales, Suillaceae. Bases 56 to 331 code for a protein of 91 amino acids.